This is a messenger RNA of Chaetura pelagica (chimney swift), 3090 nucleotides long. It is a transcript of the gene CNKSR2, whose product is annotated as connector enhancer of kinase suppressor of Ras 2. NCBI's taxonomy places the organism in Eukaryota, Metazoa, Chordata, Aves, Apodiformes, Apodidae. Gene Ontology annotation, cellular component: membrane; cytoplasm. The record is from RefSeq and is a predicted model, not a curated record. Gene Ontology annotation, biological process: regulation of signal transduction. The transcript has 22 exons. The coding region runs from base 1 to 3090 and encodes 1029 amino acids. Gene Ontology annotation, molecular function: protein binding.
AUGAAGCUUGGCAACCUUAAUUGCACCCAUGACCAGGAACAAGGAAUAGUACAUCAAAGUCUUGAUGAUUGCCUGCAGCAAUAUAUUAAGAACUUUGAGAGAGAGAAGAUUAGUGGUGACCAGCUACUGCGCAUUACUCAUCAAGAACUGGAAGACCUUGGAGUCACACGAAUUGGCCAUCAGGAGCUCAUCUUGGAAGCAGUAGACUUGCUCUGCGCACUGAACUACGGUUUGGAAACAGAAAAUCUAAAAACCCUUUCUCACAAACUCAAUGCAUCUGCCAAAAAUCUGCAGAACUUCAUCACUGGGAGGAGGAGGAGUGGUCACUAUGAUGGAAGGACCAGCCGCAAAUUACCAAAUGAUUUUCUUACAUCGGUAGUGGAUCUGAUUGGAGCAGCUAAAAGUCUUCUGGCUUGGUUGGACAGAUCACCUUUUGCUGCAGUCACAGAUUAUUCAGUAACAAGAAAUAAUGUCAUACAGCUCUGUCUGGAACUAACAACAAUAGUACAACAGGAUUGCACAGUAUAUGAAACAGAAAAUAAAAUUCUUCAUGUGUGUAAAACUCUCUCUGGCGUCUGUGAUCACAUUAUCUCACUCUCUUCUGAUCCACUGGUUUCCCAGUCUGCUCACCUUGAAGUGAUUCAGCUUACAAACAUCAAGCCAAGUGAAGGGCUGGGUAUGUACAUUAAAUCAACUUAUGAUGGUCUCCAUGUAAUAACUGGAACAACAGAAAAUUCACCUGCAGAUCGGUGCAAGAAAAUCCAUGCUGGGGACGAAGUGAUUCAAGUUAACCACCAAACUGUGGUGGGGUGGCAGUUGAAAAAUUUGGUGAAUGCACUACGAGAGGAUCCGAGUGGUGUUAUCUUAACUUUGAAAAAGCGACCUCAGAGCAUGCUUACCUCAGCACCAGCUUUACUGAAAAAUAUGAGAUGGAAGCCCCUUGCUCUGCAGCCUCUUAUUCCUAGAAGUCCUACAAGCAGUGUUGCUACACCGUCCAGCACUAUCAGCACACCUACAAAAAGAGACAGCUCUGCCCUUCAGGAUCUCUACAUACCUCCUCCUCCAACAGAACCUUAUGUUCCAAGGGAUGAAAAGGGAAAUCUCCCGUGUGAUGAUGUUGGCAGACACAUAGUGGGCAAGCCAGUUCACACAGGAUCCGAAUCUCCAAACUCAUUUCUUGACCAGGAGUAUCGGAAACGCUUUAAUGUGGUUGAAGAGGAUGCAGUUUUAUACUGCUACGAAUAUGAGAAAGGAAGAACAAGUGGUCCUGGAAGGAGAGAGAGCACACCAACAUAUGGGAAACUAAGGCCUAUUUCUAUGCCAGUAGAAUACAACUGGGUGGGGGAUUAUGAAGACCCCAAUAAAAUAAAAAGAGAAAGUAGGAGAGAAAAUUCAUUGCUUCGCUAUAUGAGCAAUGAGAAAAUAGGUCAAGAAGACUACAUGUUUCAAAGGAAUAGCAAAAAGGAUACUGGGAAAAAGUCCAAAAAGAAGGGAGACAAGAGUAGUAGUCCAAGUCAUUACUCGCUGUUGCCUAGUUUACAAAUGGACUCCUUGAGACAAGAGGUCAUGGGCACACCUGGACCAGAAACUGCUUUGUACCAUACAUUUCAGCAGUCUUCUCUACAGCAGAAAAGUAAAAAGAAGAACAAAGCUCCUAUUCCUGGUAAAAGCAAAAGACGGAUCUCAUGUAAAGAUCUUGGUCGAGGGGACUGUGAAGGCUGGCUUUGGAAAAAGAAAGAUGCCAAGAGUUAUUUCUCCCAGAAGUGGAAAAAAUACUGGUUUGUCCUGAAGGAUACAUCUCUGUAUUGGUAUAUCAAUGAAGAGGAUGAAAAAGCAGAAGGAUUCAUCAGUCUACCUGAAUUUAAGAUUGACAGAGCCAGCGAAUGCCGCAAGAAAUAUGCAUUCAAAGCCUGCCAUCCUAAGAUCAAAAGUUUUUAUUUUGCUGCUGAACAUCUAGAUGAUAUGAACAGAUGGCUAAACAGAAUUAACAUGCUUGCUGCUGGCUAUGCAGAAAGAGAGAGGAUCAAACAAGAGCAAGAUUACUGGAGUGAGAGCGAUAAGGAGGAAGCCGACACUCCAUCGACACCCAAACAAGACAGUCCGCCACCCCCAUAUGACACAUACCCACGGCCUCCUUCGAUGAGCUGUGCAAGCCCUUACGUGGAGCCAAAACACAGCCGGCUCUCGUCCACGGAGACCUCCCAGUCACAGUCGUCACACGAGGAGUUCCGCCCGGAGGCGGCGGGGAGCACCACUGACUCGCCGGUGCGCAAGACAGCGAGUCAGCGGCGCUCCUGGCAGGACCUCAUCGAGACGCCCUUGACCAGCUCAGGACUCCACUACCUGCAGACGCUGCCGCUGGAGGACUCUGUGUUCUCCGAGGCGGCCGUGGUCUCCCCCGAGCACCGGCGGCAGUCAACCUUGCCCACCCAGAAGUGCCACCUGCAAGACCACUACGGUCCCUUCCCCCUGGUGGAGGGGGAGCGGAUGCAAGUGCUGAAUGGGAAUGGGGGAAAGCCCCGAAGUUUCACUCUGCCUCGGGAUAGCGGCUUCAACCACUGCUGCCAGAGCCUUUCAGUCGGUGCCACUGAUCACCAUGAAGAAGCGCAACAGAAGGAGGUGGAGGAGGAGGAGGAAGAGGAAGGCAAAGCAGCAGAAGAAAACCAGGAAGAUAAAAUUGAAACUAUAGAGGAGAAAACAGCAGACUCCUUGCAAGAUUUGUACAGAGCCUUGGAGCAGGCCAGCCUGUCUCCUUUAGGAGAACAUCGGAUUUCCACUAAGCUGGAGUAUAAGAAAUAUUUUAUAAAGAGAUGUAGUGAUCCAGUAGUCAAUGAAAAACUGCACCAGCUGCGAAUUCUGAAAAGCACUUUAAAGGCCAGGGAAGGAGAAGUAGCCAUUAUAGAUAAAGUUCUGGAUAAUCCAGCUCUGACAUCUAGAGACUUUCAAGAAUGGAAGCAAAUGUACCUUGAUCUCUUCAUGGACAUCUAUCAAAGCAGCACCCUGAGGGACUCUGUUAAUGGCUCGUCUGAGGUUAAUGCACUUAUAGCCUCCUUAGCACACACUCACUCUUACAUUGAAACACAUGUAUAA